Messenger RNA from Penicillium malachiteum, 960 nucleotides. RefSeq lists its product as uncharacterized. The record is from RefSeq and is a predicted model, not a curated record. The transcript has a single exon. Bases 1 to 960 code for a protein of 319 amino acids. Lineage: Eukaryota; Fungi; Ascomycota; Eurotiomycetes; Eurotiales; Aspergillaceae.
AUGUUGCACACCUGGGUGGCAGUAAAUACGCUUUAUCUGCUUGACUCCAACGAGUCAUGGCAGCUCCUCUUGAGAGCAGGUGUAGACCACCUGAUCCUUCAUCGAGAUAUCACCUCCUUCACUCCUACACCCCGCACAGAGCAGCAUAUCUUCCCUAACCCUCCAUCAGGUCCUCCCUCAGCUCCCUGCAAUGACUACCUACGAAGAGCCGCAGACCAGUCAUCACCUACCUUGACUCCUACCAUCCGCGCGCGAGAAAACCUAAACUACCCUCAUUUUUGGAGGCCUGUCUUGGUGCGUUGGACACUAUUUGCAGCUCCACGAGCACCUCCUCUUUUCAAUAAUGGACCACUUGCCAGUGGUUUAUGCGGUCCCAUCGGCUCAGAACGCUACCUGGCAUGGUACGAAGCUAUAUCUUGGAAGUGCGAGGACAAAGACCUGUCGCUACCGCCACUAUGGACACCAACCACUAAGACUCGCGGAAAGACUUUCCCCCCUUACUGGAAGGAAGCCGAAUCAGCGACAAACCUUGGCGUGACCGUUACCAGGGUAAGUCUACCAGACAACGGCGUUCUACACGCUGUGAUGGACGGCUACAAGAAACGCGGCGUCGAAUGGUCUAAGGACCUUAACUCCAAGGGCGUCAUGGAAUGGACCCGCAAACCCCGUGGCUCGCCAGUGACAAUCCGCCGCAAGGGCAUCAAAUGGGUUCCUGUGUUUGGAAGAUAUUUUGCACUGACAGGUCGGAAUCCCACCACUAACAAAAGCUACGCCGAUUCCUGGCUGUUCAACUGGAAGGCAGAAGCAUACUCCGACGCUGAGCAUUCAGACAUCCAUUUCUGGCUUGGCCUGGUUAUGCCGGACAGCGAUAGUAUACGGGAGGGACGGGGUAUAUAUUUCGUUACAACUGAGAUUGCUGAACUUGUGGCCCUUCGACGGAGGGUCUCCUGCAGGAAUUAG